Molecule: messenger RNA, 717 nt
Organism: Malassezia japonica
Lineage: Eukaryota; Fungi; Basidiomycota; Malasseziomycetes; Malasseziales; Malasseziaceae
Exons: 3
Coding region: 1-717 (238 amino acids)
Biological process (GO): RNA splicing
Cellular component (GO): precatalytic spliceosome
Source: RefSeq, a predicted model, not a curated record
AUGAGCGGGCGGAGAGCGCCUGUGCGCUACGACGACGUCGACGAACAGGGCGGAUACGACGCGUCAAGGCCAUCUACCUACGAUUACGACCGUAGUCGGGGUCCGCGCGACGACCGCGCACCGCCGAGCUCGACGCGGGGCCGCGACCAUGACGAACGGACGCGUGAGGGCCACGAUGGCUACCGCGGCGGCCGGGGAUGGGGCGAUGACCGCCGUCGCAGUGACUGGGACGACCGCCGCCGCAGUAACUGGGGCGACCGCCGCCACAGUGACCGUGAUGACCGACGCCGUGGUGAUUGGGACGAUCGCCGUAGAGGCGACUGGGACGACCGCCGUCGCAGCGACUGGCGCGAGCGCAGCCCCGGCAGAGACCGAUACCACAAAGACGACCGCCGCGACCGUCAGCCGGAUGAUCGCAAUGAUACCCGUGAUGCACGCUCGCGCUGGGAUAGGCGCGACGACCGCCGCGACCCUGCCCCUGAACCCCGCACGGAGCGCGAGAAGGAUGCGCCAAAAGGGCCCGACCCCGACGCAGCUCCCGAAGAGCUCGAUGCCGACCAGAUUGCAGCCAUGAUGGGCUUUGGCAACUUUGGCACAAGCAAGGGAAAACACGUCGAAGAUAAUGCCGAGGGCUUUGCCGAAGUGCGCAAGGAACGCAGCUGGCGCCAGUACAUGAACCGCAAGGGUGGCUUCAAUCGGCCGUUGGAUAAAGUCUAA